Suillus paluster is the source of this 598-nucleotide messenger RNA. RefSeq lists its product as uncharacterized. Lineage: Eukaryota; Fungi; Basidiomycota; Agaricomycetes; Boletales; Suillaceae. Gene Ontology annotation, biological process: iron-sulfur cluster assembly. Gene Ontology annotation, cellular component: mitochondrion; L-cysteine desulfurase complex. The coding region runs from base 163 to 435 and encodes 90 amino acids. The record is from RefSeq and is a predicted model, not a curated record. The transcript has 3 exons.
CAUGACGUCUACCUUACAAGUCAUCACCUUGCUAAGUUGCUGACUGUUCGCGCGUACGAGGGAACGAUUGAUUUCCUUCUGUUGGCAAUCCAUCUGUGACUAGUUUUUGCGACGACUUCGAUUUCGCAUUUUCUCAGAGCUCCAUCCCAUCGUCUUAGAGCAAUGGCGACCUCACCUUCUCGCAAGGCCAUACAAACCCUCUACGCCUCUACUCUGCGGACAGCGGAAUCGUUCAGUUCGUACAACUUCCGCCACUAUUUUGUUUUGAGAACGAAGGACACAUUCAAUGGGAUGCAAGCGGAACAAGAUCCCAUUAAGCUUUCACAAGCAUAUGAUAAGGCUGUGAAGGAGCUUGCAUUAGUCAAUCAGUUGUAUGGCGGCUUGCGGCUGGCAGUUGAAGAACAGGGCGACGUGCGUACCCGAGGGGAUACGUGAACGAAGAUAUCAGGCACUGUGGAUGAUGAAAGCAUAUUAGAUACUAGAGAUUUGCCGCCUCAGCCUUAGAAUGGCGUUCGCCUGGGUAUGGACAUGGAGGGUUUGUGUCAAUUCACGGUGUAUUGUACCAUGAUCUGCGGAAUGCAUAUAGUAUCAUGAAGGU